GCCCUUUUCCGCCACACAGGAAAACAUGCACGUGCGUCACGCAUGGCUAGUCUAGCCCGUGACCACCAUAUGUUAUUCACGAGGGUUCGUCGUCUUCUUUCUCUCUCUCAUUGUGAACUUUCAUCAAACACAGUGAGAGAGAUUGCAGAGAUAUGGAUAUGCUCUCACACUGAGUCCACUACAUGGAGUAAGGAUAAAGAAUGGAAGUAUGAAAUUUUGGAUGUGAUUUCUAUUUUCAAAACUCUGCAAGUAAACAAAGCUAUUCAGACAGACAGCUAUUAGAGUGCAAGGGACAAAAUAGAGGGAGGAAUUGAAAGAGAGGUUCAACAUUAUAAAAAAGAGAUGAUGGGAGAACAUCUCCUGAUUAUAUAUAUAGUUUGGAUUUUAGAAUACUUGUUUUGGAAUUUCAAAAUUUAGUAGAAUUUGAUUGUUGGUGAGUAGUGGAGUACUGAUUUGACUUAAGUUGAUUAUGCAGAAAAAAAAAAUGGUGAAAGAAGACUAUCACUGAUUCACUGUCAUGUUGAGAUAGAAACUUACUAAUCAAUUUGCCUUCAGUUGCUUUACAAGGCCUCAAUAUGAGAAUAUUAUUUCUUUAUGAUGCAGAAUGCUCAAACGUUUUUCUACAGUUAGGGCUUCUCUGUUUACUCUGUUGAAGACAUUGGCUUAUGCUUGCUUGGCUUUUUUAUUUUAUUUUUUUCUGAUAUGUUAUUUUAGUCACACGAAUGCUGCCUUGUACAGAUUCUGCAAAUACCUGAUGUUUCAUAAGUAAAUCAUGUUGAAGCAAGUAUCCAAUAGAAAUCAGAGGACAAAAGGCUUCAAGAUGCCGUACGAGGAAACCUCUGCAAAAACAUUUGAGACUCUGAAGGUUGGUUCCGAAACUAAAAGGCUUGGAAGAAAAGGGUUGCAACCACGGUCAAAUGAUAAACUGUUCGAAUUGGAGGAUACUGAAGAAAACGAACUUGAAAGGGAUGAUAGCAUUGUUGGACAUGAUGGAGAAAGAACUGAAGAGGAAGAAUCGGAGGAAGUAGAAGACCUUGUUGAUGAACAAGACAAAGAGAAGGAAGAGCAAAAUGAAGAUGAAGAUGGUGAAGAAAUGGGAAAACAGAUGGAAGAUAUGAGCUUAUUAGAGGAUGAAGGUCAUGACGAAGGUGAAAAUGAUACACAAUCAAAAAGUGAGAAAUAUAACAAAGAGAGUGGAGCAUCUAGGGUUGUCAUGAGAAUGACAAAAAGUUUAGGUUCUGAAUUUGAAUUUGGAGGUUUGAGAAAAGUAAAAGAGGAACAGGUGGGGAAUUCAAAAGGGAUUGACACAGAAAAGCAGAAGAAGAAAAUCAUGGACUCAAGCAAAGUCAUUGGCCACAGCACUGAUUCAUUUCCAAAUGUCAUAGCCUCAAAAGGAAUAAAUGAUGUGCUUGAUUUUGGUGCUGGAUCAAAGAUUCGUUACUUAAGGAAUGAUUUUGAUAGUGCAACCUAUAGAAUGCCACGAUUUAACAUGGGUGCUCUUAGAAACUUUUUUUCCUUUGAAAUGGGACAGCUGCAUAAGAGGGAAAAUAAAAGUCACUUAGAAUUUGAAUGAGGAGAAAUUGGAGAAAAGCAUUGUAUCAAGUUAUCAAUAACAGCUGUAGAAAUGAACUCAAUAACGAGCUGAAUAAGCAGAUCCUUUCUGAGACACAACAAACCAAACACGUAUCUGCUUUAAAAUAAUGUCUUGUACGCUGUUUUUCUUUUUAAUUUAUUCAUACUUUCUGCUAUUGUGAGUCUUGAGUCAUAUUAUGCCUUGUGCCCAGUCAGUAUUAUAGUUCAAAUAUUCCACAUAAAGUUAAAGUUUACAUGUUCCACACACAGAAAAAACUAGUUGUAGUAACGAAUUGCUUCAUAUGGAUUUGAUCUGAUCAUGUUUUUGGUCCUCCAUUUUUUGAGCUAGUUUGGUUUGCUUGCAAAAGGAGUUGCCGACAUUUUUGUAAGUCAGGCUGGACCCAAUGUUUUUAUCUGUAGUAUCAGAUGGUCCAUUUCCUUCAAGAUUGAAUGCCCUCGUGAUACAUAACAACAAAAAUGGCUAAGGGUACAAAAGCUGUGGGCUCACAAUCCCUUCCCCUCUGUAUUGGAUUUAUCUAUGGAUGUGGCAGAGCUUGUUAGUUUUGUCCUAGACAAAUUCAGAUAUAAUGAGUGAAAGUUCCUUUUCGAAAAUAACACUGUACAUAGCUGUGGCAUUAUUUCAUCACAAGAGAGGAAAUGAUAGUACUACAUGUUGAUACUUCAGUUUUAACAUCAUUCUUCAGUGAUAUUCAAUAUUAAUAGAACUGGGAUUAUUGAAAU
Messenger RNA from Vigna radiata var. radiata (mung bean), 2313 nucleotides. RefSeq names its product chromatin modification-related protein EAF7. Bases 773 to 1573 code for a protein of 266 amino acids. The record is from RefSeq and is a predicted model, not a curated record. NCBI's taxonomy places the organism in Eukaryota, Viridiplantae, Streptophyta, Magnoliopsida, Fabales, Fabaceae. The transcript has 3 exons.